Messenger RNA from Alternaria ventricosa, 279 nucleotides. RefSeq lists its product as uncharacterized. The transcript has 2 exons. NCBI's taxonomy places the organism in Eukaryota, Fungi, Ascomycota, Dothideomycetes, Pleosporales, Pleosporaceae. The coding region runs from base 1 to 279 and encodes 92 amino acids. The record is from RefSeq and is a predicted model, not a curated record.
AUGCGCUACCCGAAAGAUCUCCAGUGGUGGCCCAUUGAGAUCUUGCGGGCUCUAGGUGACCUCGCCGACGAAAUGCCCGGCAUCGAAAACUGCAACAAAGUCUACGAUCUACUCGUAGAGGGCAAAAUGAAGAGGUUGAAGGACAAGUCCAACACUCUGUCGGCAAAGAUACAGCUGAGCGACAUAGGAUUCGUUCGAGAGCGCGUUCGGGCGGGAGAAGAGAAGGGAAAGCAGAAGAUAGUUAACACAACUACGGAUAAUAACUCAGAGUCUACCUAA